Messenger RNA from Vairimorpha ceranae, 142 nucleotides. RefSeq lists its product as hypothetical. The record is from RefSeq and is a predicted model, not a curated record. NCBI's taxonomy places the organism in Eukaryota, Fungi, Microsporidia, Nosematidae. The annotation marks the transcript as partial. The transcript has a single exon.
CUACAAAACAAUUAAAUUAAAAGAUUUUAUAGCUUUUAUGUUAAAAGAGGAAAAAUUUUUGCUUAGGAUUAGAAUUAUUGCUAAACAUAAAGUUAAAAAAAUCAAAGAAAAUUCCGAAAUAUUUAAUUUUUAUCUUUCUUAA